Messenger RNA from Daucus carota subsp. sativus, 1604 nucleotides. Its product is annotated as zinc finger CCCH domain-containing protein 11. Gene Ontology annotation, molecular function: metal ion binding; mRNA binding. Lineage: Eukaryota; Viridiplantae; Streptophyta; Magnoliopsida; Apiales; Apiaceae. The record is from RefSeq and is a predicted model, not a curated record. The transcript has 8 exons. Bases 229 to 1317 code for a protein of 362 amino acids. Gene Ontology annotation, biological process: cytoplasmic translation. Gene Ontology annotation, cellular component: cytosol.
GACAGUCACCAACAUAGAUAUCACACGGAGCUAUGUAUGUAAAUCAUCAUCUCCCUCUAGAAAUUUCCAAAACAUAAAAAUACAUUAAAAAUAAAGCUGAUAAAAUCGUGAUCGUGGCAACAGAGAUACAUAUACAUCCAUCCAGGCAUCGCAUAACAUCAGCUAUAGUAUCGUGAUCGAUCUCGAGAUCAAAAGAAAAAGAGUGAUAAAAUUGGAUGAAAAUAAAAGAUGCCACCGAAGCAGCGAUCAAAAGCAGAUAUAAGCAAGAAGCAGAAGAUGGUAGAAGACAAGACCUUCGGUCUAAAAAACAAACACAAGUCCAAGAAUGUCCAGAAAUAUGUUCAGACCCUCCAGCAAUCCGUUCAGCCCAAGCCCGAUCCUUCCAAACUCGCUUCCAAGAAAAAGAAAGAGGAAGACAAGGCGAGAGAGAAAGAGCUGAAUGAUUUGUUUAAGGUUGCUGUCAGUCAGCCCAAAGUUCCUGUUGGGGUUGAUCCGAAAUCGAUUUUGUGUGAGUUCUAUAAGGUAGGGCAGUGUGCCAAGGGUUUCAAGUGCAAGUUCUCUCAUGAUCUCAAUGUUCAGCGCAAAGGAGAGAAGAUUGAUAUUUAUAGUGAUCAGCGCGAUGAAGGGAAAGACACUAUGGAGGACUGGGAUCAAGAGACUUUGGAGAAGGUCGUUGAAUCCAAAGGGAAGGAGUAUAACCAGAACAAACCAACUGAUAUUGUCUGUAAACACUUUCUGGAAGCAGUGGAGAAGAAGCAGUAUGGUUGGUUUUGGGUCUGUCCUAAUGGUGGUAAAAAUUGUCAUUAUAGGCAUGCACUUCCUCCAGGAUAUAUACUCAAAUCUCAGAUGAAGGCCCUGUUAGAGGAAGAGGCUGAGAAAAUUUCAGUUGAAGAGGAAAUCGAAAACCAGCGCGCUAAGGUAAGCACUUCAACUCCUAUGACUCCCGAGUUAUUCAUGCAAUGGAAGAGGAAGAAGAUAGAAGCACGGGAUGCUGGCUUGGCCGCGGAGAUGGCAGAGAGGGCAAAGAAUGAUCGUAUGAGUGGUCGUGAGCUGUUCCUUUCUAAUUCGAGCUUGUUUGUCGACGAUGCUGAAGCCUAUGACAGAUACCAAAGAGAAGAUGAAUCUAGUGCUACUGAAGAGAAGAAUCACAAGUCAUCUGCUGCAAAUCAGUCCGGUACCUCGACAUCAGGCGCUAACAGUGAUACUCUGGCUGAUGACGACGAAGAUGAUGAUGAGCUCGACAUGGACGAGUUAAAUGAACUAGAAGCAAGCUUAUCAAAAGCAUCGUUACACAUCAACGAGCAAGAAGACAAAUAAGAGCCUUGAUUGCGUCUCCUGAUCAAUGCCAGGAAUUCAGGCGGCACCUGCCUUUGUUUGCAGUUAUUCUCCUGAUGCUGUACCAGAAGAGCUGAAGCCACCCUGGAAUUCACAUGUAGGUAGAGACCAGAGACUGUUCCUGCCAACGCAAAGCAAAUAAUAUUCAAACAUGAUCAUCACAGACAACUUAGUUAUGGAUUAAGUAGCGAGCUUAUGAUCUACUUGAACCAAAUUUUAAAAUGUGCAAAAGAUCAUUUUGUGCAAGGAAUGUAUUUUAUGUUGCUCUA